UCAUAUCAAUUAGCCAAUCAGAGUCCACGCUGGGCGGGGCUUCCUGGUUGCCGUGGCAACGGGGCCCUGAAACCCGGGUAGGCCUUAUUUGGGGGCCUGGAUGGAUUCUUUGGAGACGCCGCCGUCGCUGAACGUUCCUUGAGGCGCAGCUCCAUGGCAGAGGUCCAUGUGAUCGGUCAGAUCGUGGGAGCCAGCGGAUUCCCCAGCAGCAGCCUCUUUUGCAGAUGGGGGAUCCACACAGGUGGGGCCUGGAAACUCCUGUCGGGACUCCGGGAAGGACAAACCCAAGUUGACCAUCCUCAGUUGGAUGACGUGGCUUACUGGUCCCAUCCUAUCGACGUCCACUUUGCCACCAAAGGCUUGCAAGGUUGGCCCAAACUCCACGUCCAGGUGUGGCACCAAGACUCCUUUGGGCGCACUGAGCUAUAUGGGUAUGGCUUCUGCCAUGUGCCUUCAAGCCCUGGCUUCCACCAGUUGGAGUGCGUGACCUGGCGCCCGCUGGGCUCCUGGCAGGAGCAGCUGUCCCAACUCUUUGUGGGUGGAGGACCUCAGUUGCUUAACAGUGACCUCAUCUACACGGGUGCUGACCGCUAUCGCCUGCAGACCUGCGCCAUGGGCACCGUCCACCUCCAACUGGCUGUUCUCCUGCGUAACUUUGAUCGCUACGGUGUUGAGUGCUGACCCAGUAGGCUUGUAUUCUUGCAAGGCAGAGUGGGAGAGAAGCAGCAGCAUGUCACUCUUCUUUUAAGACGACAAAUCUCAUAAUUUGGGAAGAAAGACUUCUGAAAUCAUGGAGACAGUGUCCUUAAGGGAGAACACUUGUUCCAGUCUGAUUCACUUGGCAAUUACAUCCUCCUUCAUUUCCUGGAGAGGAAACAAGCUCUGUCCCAUCAGCAGCCAAGAUAUGGAACAUAUGGACCAAAAUUCCUGAUUUUGUUCCAUGGUGCUGGGAUAUAAGAAUGGCCUGCUGGUUGGUGCAGAGUCAGAAGGAUAGAGGGGACCAUUCUCCCGCAGGCUCUACUCAAUUGUGUUUGUGACUGCAUGAGCAGCAUAUGUCUUGAGUACCUUUGAGAUGGAGCCCCACUGUGCCUUUUGGAUUGGGAAGGAUCUUUUCUAGGUUGGUGUGUAGUUUGAUCAAACGGAGUUUGGCCAGAGAAGGCUGCUGUUCCCAGUGUUUGUGCCCUGGGGUCAUUCUCUCAGUUUUAUUUCUAUAAGCAAUAUUCCCCCUGUUUAUAUUAAAUGGAUUUUCUGCAAAGGUUUUUGUACCAUGCUUCUGGGGAUGAAAACAUCUUGUUGGGUGAGUGGGGUGUCUUAGGCCACAUUUUUGCAAGAAGCAAACUGAGGUAAUAGAAUAAGCUGUGGUACUUCAUGGUUGUAGCAUUGAGGAACUGCAUCACCAUUUGUUCAACCAACUCAUUUUGUUUCCUCUGAAGGGUCCAUCUUGCGCUGCCUAUCGACAGCAUCUGAGAGCUGCCCAGUUUGGGAGCCACUUUUUUGACUUCCCACAAUGCCAUCAGGCCACACUUUACCAAGGAUAUUAUGUGGAAUUAGAGAGUGACCCAAGACCACCAACACAGUGGCUGUCAUCAUGUUAUUGGCAUAUGCAGGCAUAAGUUAACCGUAUACCUAUAUGUAUCUAUAUUUGGUUGCUAAGGAGGUUGAUAGUCUCUUCCUCUCUCUGCAGUGACAAAAGUCUCCCCAAUGCCUUUUGAAAAGUACAGAGGAGCCAUUGAACUGCCUGCUUUCUGCCUGGAGAAGAGCAGGAGGAAUGCUGAAGCAUCUGGCUGUGUCCCUAUCGCUGGAUGGGAAAUGACUGCAUCAGUCUGAGAUUUCUGGAAGACUCUGGUGGACCCCAAUGGAUGAUGUACCUAUUUCACAUCUGGCUACAAAGAUAUAGCCAGAUGCUUCUCCAGUCCUCCUCCCACCUUCCACCAGGCACUGUGUGCGACCCUUCAGAUUUUUCUUGGAUUGCUGUCUCCAGCAGCCCUUGUUUGUGCAACCCAUGACGAGGAAUUCUGGGAGUUGCAGUCCAAUACCAUUCAUGCCCCAGAAAUAGCCCGACUGACCUCCCUUGACCAUUUUAAUAUUUGAAGAGGUCAGACAGAUGCGUAGCUAGAAACAGAGUCUGGUUCAGCCUCAGCUUUACCAAAGUUUGUGGGCAGUUGUCAACCUUAACAAUGCCAGGCAUUAAAGGAGGGAAGAAUACUAUCCUUUUAUGAAAUAGGAUGUUUUGGCAUGAACAGCCAUUCCUGCCUCAGCUGGACUUCGGUCUCCAGACAGACACGGGAAACUCAAGCCAAAAAAGGAGUCUGUUUCGGUCAAACCCCACCUAUAUGAGGUGGUGGAGGAAGUGGAAUGACGGGCACAUGAAUCCCGCUUAUUUCUCUUCCCUAAUUCAUCCUGACAGUGUGCCACCUCCCUCUGCUUCUGUGCCUGGAUGCUGUCACAACAGACCAGCAUUUCUUUCACUUGUGAAGCCAUGCAUGGUAAAUCGUUGGGCAAUGGGGUGGAUGGGUGUCAGGCUGAAGGUUGAGGCAUAUGGGAGAACAUGUAGAAGGACCAGCCUUGCAGAAUCAGUCUUAUAAGGUCCAUCAAGCCCAGCGUUCAUAUUCCAGAUAUACUAACCAAAAUGCAUUUUUAAAAAUGUAUAAAUUACAUGGAUAGCCAUUUUGAUUUCUUGCAGCAACGCUACAUCAAUCUAGCGAUGAGAUAGAUGGGACAUCUCCCAGUACGGGAUCUUGGUCAAUAUUAUUUCUUGUGACCUCUCAACCUUAAGACCAGGAUAGCUGCUUUGUAUGUUGGUUCCUUCUAAACUGUCAGUGGUUUUAAAAUAUUUUUAAGAAAUUGCUGUUCAUCUCAAAUGUUUACCUUUCUGCAUUUAAUGUUUAAACAUUUUAAAUCUGUCAUUCCUUUCCUCCAGGAUGCUGAUGAGUUGAGAGGUAAUAGACAAAUGUUUUCAAUUAGUUAUGUUGGAUUUCAGCUUCCUUUGGCCCUAGACAACAAACCACUGACAAAUGCUGGGACCUUCAGUCCAAUAACAUAUGGACCCCUCACUUGUGACCAUCCCUCACUUGUGACCAUCUUCACAUCUCCCACUGCAAACUGCAAAGACACACAUGAAUCUUUCCUGAAAA
Messenger RNA from Sceloporus undulatus (fence lizard), 3134 nucleotides. RefSeq names its product B9 domain-containing protein 2-like. The transcript has 4 exons. The coding region runs from base 154 to 681 and encodes 175 amino acids. The record is from RefSeq and is a predicted model, not a curated record. NCBI's taxonomy places the organism in Eukaryota, Metazoa, Chordata, Lepidosauria, Squamata, Phrynosomatidae. Gene Ontology annotation, biological process: cilium assembly. Gene Ontology annotation, cellular component: MKS complex.